UCAGUACAUUUCAGGAUCGUCUAAAGCUCUGUUGAACUUAAAGGGGCCAGAUUCCCAGCUGGUGUCAAUAAACCUGCAGCCAGCUAUGGGUCUGGCCGCACUGACCUCAAUGGAGCAAUGGUAAGGGAUGCUAGCUAGCCUAGAAAAAUUCUUCUCGUGAGGUCAGCUGACUGAAUUCACACAGCUCUGUCUCCGAGAGCUCGCUUUAGAUGCAGAACAGCUUGGAUAUUUAACAGCCGCUUCCUUCAAAAAUUAAAUCCUAGUUUGUUGUUAAGGGGUUUUUACAGGGGCUCUUGGGUUUUCUUGUUUAUUUCUAGAGUAACAAAGCUAGGAAGGAAAUGAAAACAAGCUUAACUGGCUUUAUUGACUAAAGCAAGGUGUUUGUUAAACAAAAAUCUUGGGCAAUUCAAAGAACCCGGUUAAGAAAAGAGGUGGAGUUGCAAAAUCUUUGCAGAAAGGGCUUAGGCGUCGGAGUCAACCUCACCGGGUCUGGAAAUUCUUUCUGGGGUCUGGGAUCAAACUGGAACUGCAGCUUUUAGAAGCACUGGGAGCUUCUGUUGUCUUUGAAACUUGAAUCCUGGCCAAAGAAAGGAGGUUUGGCAGCGAGAACACAGCACCAACCUUAUCGUGGGCUCUCUUGGGGAAAGAAAAACACUGGGGAUUGUUUUUUUUAAAGGACUGACUAGAGCACAGCGUGUGUGAGGGGAGCAUACGAUUUGCUAGUGCCGGGACAGGCGGGUGGAGACCCACGAGGGGCCUGUAGUGAGCAAACCCUGCCCUGUCCUGCGUUGCCGUGUGCUGCAGGCCUGGGAAGACAGAGACUUAUUAAUCAGGUGAAAUGAGAGAGGAGGUGGCGUUGGCAGAAACUGUUGCAACCGGAGUGGAGGCUGCAGCUGAACAUUCCCAUCCUGUCUCCAGCGGUUCAGGACGGCUGGAUUCAGCAGGGAUCACUGACCCUGCACGUUCCUAGCGAUCCAUAACUCCAAGGUGUUUUUAAGGCUGUGUGUGGUCUCCGGGCGCCUGCCCUGCGUUGGAUCCUUCCUCCGCCAUGUACAGCCAGAAGCCCUACACCAGCCCGCCCACUGGCUACGGCCCCCCCGGCGAUGGCUACGGCUACGACAUCCACUCCCCCCCCCCAGGCUCCUUCUACGUUGAGGACGUGCCGCAGUAUUUUUACAAGUGGAACUCUCCGCCCGGCGUGGUGAGGAUCCUGGAGGCCCUGGUCGUCCUGCUCUGCGUCACCAUCUUCGCCUGCGUAGCCUCCACGCUGGCCUGGGAAUAUAGCUACGGCUACGGGGGGAUGUACGGGAGCGGGCUAGGGAGCUACUACGGGUCUGGCUAUUAUGGUGGAGGGAUGGGCUACGGGGGCUACGGGGGCUAUGGCGGAUACGGUGGCUAUGGAGGCUACUAUGGCGGGAUGACCAACCCGCGGGCAGCCAGCGGCUUCAUGAUCGCCAUGUCGGUCUUGUGCUUCAUCGCGCUGCUGGGGUUCUUCGUGGCCAGCGUCACCAAGUCCAGCAGCGCCCGCUCCCGCAGGUUUUACCUGGCGGUCAUCGUGGUGUGCGCCAUCCUGGCCUUCGUCAUGCUCAUCGCCUCCAUCGUCUACAUCAUGGGCGUCAACCCCCGGGCACAAAUGACCGGCAGCUACUACUACAGCCCCAUGCUGACCAUGUGCAACCAGAUGUACUCCUCCGGUGGAGCCUACAUGAACCAGUACCUCUACCAUUACUGCACCGUGGACCCGCAGGAGGCCAUCGCCAUUGUCUGUGGGUUCUUCAUUGUCAUUCUUCUCUGCGUGAUUUGUUUCUUUGCUCACAAGACGCGCCACAAGAUCUGGAAGUUUGGGAAGCCCAAUAUCUACUGGGACAAGCCACUCGCCUUCCAGGAGGGCCCCAACGUGGAGGAGUGGGUGAAGAACGUUGCCGAGGGCGCCAGCAUUCAGGAUGAGACAGCCACGCUGGCCUACUCCGAGAAGCCAAUCAGCCCCGUCAACGCCCCGGCCAGCGCCUACGGCUACCCGCGCAAGGAGAACGGCUACUAUGCCUCCGAGGCCUACAACCCCACCAGCUCUCCUGCCCGUGUGGUCAGCGAGCCGCCCGCCAGGACCUUCAGCACCAGCACGCUAGAGGAGAGGGGGAGGGAGAGCUCCAGCAGGCCCGCCGCCCGGCGUGGGAGGAGAAGGAGGCGCAACCCCGAGCUGGACGAGUCCCAGUACGAGACGGACUACACCACAGCCAUGGAGUCCAGCGACGAGCGGGACAAGGACGAGUGGGGCAGCGUGUACCCCCCCAUCACCUCGGACGGCAUUCGCCAGGAAUACAAGCAGGAGUUCGACGCCGACCUCAAGCACUACAAGCAGCUGUGCGCCGAGAUGGACGACAUCAACGACCAGCUGAACCAGCUCAGCAAGCAACUGGACGGCUUGUCGGAGGACAGCCCGCAGUACCAGGGAGUCGCCGAGGAAUACAACCGGCUGAAAGAUUUAAAACGGACUCCUGAUUAUCAGACAAAGAAAAUGGAGACCAAAGCUCUGCGGAACAAGCUGUUCCACAUCAAACGCAUGGUUAGCGACUACGAUAAGAUGAGAGGAUAGUGCGGAAAGCAGAAUCCUUUGGAGGGGGAAGAAAUUCUGCGUGUGAUCAGCUGACUUCCCUCCACAAAGCGCUGCAGGAAAUGCCAACCACCUGGACGAAAAGCAGAUUUCGUCUUGUUUUGUACAUUCGUUUCCAAAGCAGAAUCUCUCUAUCUUUGUGCCAUUUCCAAACCGAAACCCGACAGGUCUCGGCAAGCGGGGCAAGAGGGCGAUUUUUAGAACAGAAAUGAAACUCCGAGGAAGUUUGCGCUCUGGUUUGAGGCCGGUGGGCCCGUAUCCUACAAUGACCUAAGCAGAAAUCCUGGCCCCACUGAAAUCAGUGACUUCAAUGGGGCUAGGAGAUCCCCCUUGGUGCUUACGUUUAUGCUGCGAGUCAUUAAUUCAAUAGAACUGAGCAUUAAGCAUGCACCCGCAGUUGCUGCAACCUCAGUUUGUACGUGGGCAGAUGUAAAUUUGUAAAUACGUGGGUGUGUAUAUAAAUUAGCCUCCUGUUUUAUACGAUCAAAGGGUGAAUCUCUCUGUAGCAUGCUCCCAUGCUGGUCCCCAUCCUGCAAGCCCUUAAUCGCCCACGAAGUCCCAGUGAGCUCAGUGGGACAUCCCUUGGGAGCGAGGACCCUCGGUGGGUGAAAUUCACCCUGGGCAGAGGGGUUUGUACAAGGCCUGUGCACCACUGACACCCCCUGAGCACGGUAGGGGGAAUGCGGCUCCAUUGACCUCUGUGGGGAUCGUGCCAUUGACUUCAGAGCCUGGAUUUCACUCCAUGAUGGGGACUUUGUGCUGCAUGAGCCUGAUGCUGGAUCCCUGCCCAGGAAAGGUUUGCAGGAUUGGGCCCAUGCGCGCUGGACUCCUGCUCCCUCUUAGAUUCCUGUCGUCAUUCCCCUCUAUCCGUCCCAAUGUGAUUCAAAGCCAGGAGGAUGGGAGCCCGGCGGCUGGAGCCCAGGCCUGUUUCGCACGCCACGCCAGCCCGCAGUAAGGAGCCCAUUGCAGCCAGCUGAGGGUGACGGCCUGUCUCCCACCACCGCAGCUGAGAUGUGUGCAGCCAAGCUGAGCGUGAACGCAGACCCAAGCUCCCGAGAUUGUCCUGGCCCCUCACCUCCCGCCCCGUGCUGCAGAAGUGUCUCUCGGGGAGCUGACAACUGAGUGCGGCGGUGGAUGCAUUUCACCGGGAUGAAUAAUACAUAGGGAACUCCUGAGUCACCCAGCGCAGCCGGCUCACACUCCUGACAACUUGACAAGCCAGGGCUUGGCCGCCCCCCAGCAAGAGCCCAUGCUAGGCAUUGUGUGAGGAGAUUUCACGCUCGCACAGGCAUCACGGUGCCAGUCUUAGAAUAGCCCCCUCAGCUGCCACGGUUUUCUAGAGCUGGACGGCACGGUGCGAACGUCUGAACACGAUUUUUUUUACCGCUGCCAGCACUUCCUAUGCCAGUGUGCUAUUCUGUAGGGAACUGGGUAUGAUGUCGGGGGUUAUUUUUUUUAAUAAACUGCAUCUAUUGAUUUUAAAUUUCA
Malaclemys terrapin pileata is the source of this 4099-nucleotide messenger RNA. Its product is annotated as occludin-like. Bases 1049 to 2593 code for a protein of 514 amino acids. Gene Ontology annotation, biological process: snRNA transcription by RNA polymerase II; positive regulation of transcription elongation by RNA polymerase II; bicellular tight junction assembly. Lineage: Eukaryota; Metazoa; Chordata; Testudines; Emydidae. The transcript has 8 exons. Gene Ontology annotation, cellular component: bicellular tight junction; membrane; transcription elongation factor complex. The record is from RefSeq and is a predicted model, not a curated record. Gene Ontology annotation, molecular function: cis-regulatory region sequence-specific DNA binding.